GCCCCGUCGUGCCCCGCGCGGCGCGCUCGGAGCUCCGGAUUUGAAUCUCGGGACCCGUCCGCGGCGGCGGCGGCGGCGGCGGCGAUGGACGCCCGGUCGUUGCCCCGGGCUUGGCAGCUCUAUCUCAAGGACCACCGCGUCUCGACGUUCAAGAACUGGCCCUUCCUGGAGGGCUGCGCCUGCACCCCGGAGCGGAUGGCCGAGGCCGGCUUCAUCCACUGCCCCUCUGAGAACGAGCCCGACCUGGCCCAGUGUUUCUUCUGCUUCAAGGAGCUCGAGGGCUGGGAGCCGGACGACGAGCCCCUGGAGGAGCACAGGAAGCACUCGCCCGCGUGCGCGUUCCUGUCUGUCAAGAAGCAGCUGGAAGAACUGACGCUCAGCGAGUUUCUGAAGCUGGACAAAGAGCGAGCCAAGAACAAGAUCGCCAAGGAGACCAGCAGUAAGCAGAAGGAGUUCGAGGAGACCGCGAAGAAGGUGCGCUCCGCCAUCGAGCAGCUGGCCGCGCUGCAGUGAGGCCGGCCCGGCCCGCGGGGUCGGCUUUCCCGGAAGUGGCGCCCGGGCCCUGUGCCGCGGCUGGUGCCGCCCACGCAGUGACUGCCGCUCUUCCUUCGCCGGUGUGAGCCCCGGGGCCGGGGCCAGGGACGAGGAGGGGGGAGGAGGGCCAGGGCCUGGGGCGGGGCCCGGGGGGGGGGGAGCCGCGGUGCCGCCCACCCUGCAGUGCUCCCAGUGAGCGUCCCCGCCCGUAACUCCCUUCUCACGCGGGCACUGAAUAAACUCAUCGAAAAAACGGCCUGGAAAA
Molecule: messenger RNA, 799 nt
Organism: Oryctolagus cuniculus (rabbit)
Lineage: Eukaryota; Metazoa; Chordata; Mammalia; Lagomorpha; Leporidae
Gene: BIRC5
Product: baculoviral IAP repeat containing 5
Source: RefSeq, a predicted model, not a curated record